UGAUAGUAGGUGGUCACGUGACGUACACUUCCGGAGUGUUUGGGUCACCCUCGAAAUUGUUAUCAGCGGCCUUAUUAGCUUUUAAGGACAUCCAAUGACCCUUCAGAGCCGCGUGCCCCAAGUCACGCCCACCCUGUGAACAUCCAGCCCCCGCCCCCCCGGUGCCCCGCACACCUGCACCACCUGCGCCAGGGUGAUCGGCACACCUGAGCCCGCCAAGGUGUGUGACUGUGAGGGUGUGAGGCGAGGUGCGCUCACCCACAGGGAGUGCCUUCACCAUGCCCAUGCAGGCCCCGGCUACUGAUGGUGCCAAGGGCGAGCCGCCCGAAAUCAGGGUCAAGAUUGCCUUCAGUGGGGAGAUCUACAUCACGUACAUCCCUCCAGCGCUGGAGGUGGAGACGCUGGAGCAGGAGAUCCGCGCCAUGUGUAAAUUUGACUCUGCCCAAGUGUUCACCGUCAAGUGGAUCGACGAGGAAGGUGACCCUUGCACCAUCUCAUCCCAGCAGGAACUCAAUGAAGCCCUCAGACUGUACGACCUCAACAAGGACUCAGAGCUCACCAUCCACGUGUUCCCCAACGUGCCGGAGCCCGGGAUGCCUUGCCAGGGCGAGGACCGGAGCAUCUACCGGCGAGGAGCGAGGCGAUGGAGGAAGCUGUACAAGGUGAACGGCCACAUCUUCCAGGCCAAACGCUUCAACAGGCGUGCCUUCUGUGAAUUCUGCAAGGACCGCAUCUGGGGUCUGGGUCGGCAGGGCUUCAAGUGUACUCAGUGCAAGCUGCUCGUCCACAAGAAGUGCCACAAACUGCAGAAGGUGCCAUGCAAUGCUGAUCUAGACACCUCAACAGACACCCUUGCUUCCCACGAAUCCUCCACCCUCCCCCGCAGUGGCACCAAUGGCAGGAUGGCAGUGCAGGAGUUCACCGAGGAGAUCUCAGGAAAAGAUCCAGGUAUAACUGAAGAAACACCAGUGGAGAUGCCAGCAGUUACAGGCGGCAGCAGUGAGCCCAUGUCCCCGUCAGGCCAGGCCGGACAGUACUGCCUCGAUGACUUUGAGUUGAUCCGUGUGAUUGGCCGCGGCUCUUAUGCCAAGGUUCUCAUGGUGGAGCUCAAGAAGACCAAAAGGAUCUAUGCCAUGAAAGUCAUCAAGAAGACACUAGUCACAGAUGAUGAGGACAUUGACUGGGUUCAGACUGAGAAACACGUAUUUGAGACUGCUUCCAAUCACCCCUUCCUGGUGGGUCUGCACUCCUGCUUCCAGACUCCGUCCAGACUCUUCUUUGUGAUAGAGUUUGUGCGUGGUGGUGACCUCAUGUUCCACAUGCAGCGGCAGCGACGCCUCCCAGAGGAACACGCUAGAUUUUAUGCUGCAGAAAUCUGUCUGGCUCUCAACUUCCUCCAUGAAAAGGGCAUCAUCUAUCGAGACCUCAAGUUAGACAAUGUACUGCUGGACCAUGAGGGCCACAUCAAGCUCACUGACUAUGGCAUGUGCAAGGAAGGCAUCCGUCCGGGAGACACAACCUCCACCUUCUGUGGCACACCUAACUACAUUGCCCCUGAAAUUCUGCAAGGUGUUGAGUACAGCUUCAGUGUUGAUUGGUGGGCCCUGGGUGUGCUGCUGUACGAGAUGCUGGCUGGCAAGAGUCCGUUUGACAUUGUGGGUGCUUCAGACAACCCUGACUGCAACACAGAGGAUUUCCUCUUCAAGGUGAAUAAAAGCAUCAUCCUUGAGCGGCCAAUCCGUAUCCCUCGGUCGCUGUCAGUCAAGGCUGCCUCCAUCCUGAAGGGCUUCCUCAAUAAGAAUCCAGUGGAUCGCCUGGGUUGUCAUCCCGAGACUGGCUUUACAGACAUAAUUUCUCAUCCCUUCUUCAAGACCAUCAUCUGGGAAAUGUUGGAGCAGCGACAGGUUCCCCCGCCUUACCGCCCCCGGCUAGACUCUGACCGUGACCUGGCUAACUUCCCCCCAGAAUUUACAGAUGAACCCAUUCAGCUAACUCCUGAUGAUGCGCGUGCCAUUGAAAACAUCGAUCAGAGCGAGUUUGAGGGAUUUGAGUACGUCAACCCGCUGCUGAUGAGCAUGGAGGACUGUGUGUAAUGUGGUGGUGGGCCAGUCAGCCUGCCACUGCCCUGCCUCACCCGGAUUGUGGCUCCAGCGUUCCAUCGUCUUCAUCAACACCCAACUCUGCAAAGGAGGUUGUGGAGCUUCUGCCAUGUCCUCAUAUGUCAUUUUAUGUAUAUGUCACCUCUCACUUUGAAAAAGUUAUUUGUGAAGUGAAGGCUGGCAUUGUCAUGGGUAGCGUGAGGAAUGGUGUGGUGUGGUGUAAUGAAGGUGAACUCAGCAUGGAAGCCAAAGUGAAAGAUGACUGAGCUAAAUUGUAUCCAAAAAUUCCAUCAAAGUUACCCAAAGUAGCACACCACACUGAGGAGCAUUAAGUAAUAGGAGAAGUUUGUGUGUGCCCUAGCGUCAUUUCACAUUUUCAUCCAUAUAUAUAUAUAUAUAUAUAUAUAUAUAUAUAUAUAUAUAUAUAUAUAUAUAUAUAUAUAUAUAUAUAUAUAUAUAUAUAUAUAUAUGUAUGUAUGUAUAGGUGAUAGCAAACAACCAAAACACACUUGCAAUGGAGAGCCAAUGGAUUCAUGAUGUGUAGUGCCUCAAGUUAUCCCUUAAGAUUCUCUCUGUGCCCUAUGUAGUUUAAUUUCAGCACUUUAUUUUGUUCUAAUUUUCAUAUACUUGUUGGCUUUUCAAGUCUUAUGACUGAGUUGUGGAGAAGAAGUGAUAGAAAGAACUUGUAUGUAACCUUUCAUACCAGCUCUAGGACAGGAAAACAAUGUUGACACAUUAUGUGAUGCUUCUGUAGGGACCAAAUAUAGAGUCUUGUUGAAAGUAAUGGAUCUGCCAGAUAUCUCACAGGCUGGUAAUUGUUUCCAUAGGGAGUACAACUUUAGAUAUUUAUUUCAUGGCUUAUUUACACAAAGAUUUUUUUAAGUUGUAAUUGUAACCUGCUGUUGUGUUAGUUUGUAAUGGUUGUGCAAUAUCCAGGCAUAGAGAAAUUUAAAAGCCUCUAGGAGUCUAGGCAGCUCUUUAUGGCAGCAGCAUAUAAAACUUUUGGAAAAGUAAGUAUUUGUUGAAAAAAGAGCAGCUAACUAGGCAGCUUUUAUGUCACUGAUCAGGAAGGUUCAUUGGUGUCUCUUUUAGAUAGAUAAGAAUUGGGUGCUAUAUUUUGAAGUGUUGUGAGUCAUCAUGGUCACACUGGAGAAGUGAGUGAAGUUCUGUGGCUUUCAUAGGUCCACUUCCCAGCUGGUGACGACAAAACUUAAACAGCAUCAUCAGCGUGGUUUUUAUUUCACAUUUUGUUGCAUUUCAGUGAUUUUUUUCAAUAUUGUAUGCAUAAAAAAAGUAUUCAGAUGUUGAAAGAUGAUAUGAUAUCUUCUACCAUGUGAUUAUCAAGUUCUCACAUGAAGGGGAAUUCCUGGUGUCUUCCGCAUUGAGGUAAUUGUGUCAGGCACUGGAGCAGUUUGUUAACACGUUGAUGCCCCCUGUGGCCGGUGAUGCAGGGGGUAGAUGCUGCUGUGGCCUGCAGAGCUGUGGUGAUUCCAGAUGGCUGUGAAGCCGGUUCCUGUUGGCUUAAAUUGUAAUUCAUUCUUCAUGAUUUGAUAUUAUUAAGAAAGAUAAUUUGACAGUUGAAGCCAGUCACCAUUCAUCUAUUCAUGAUUUGCAUAAUGUUUUCAUUAUCAUGAAUUUUGUUGACUCCUGUGUCAGAGGUCACAGGUGCAAAGUGCCUGUUACAGAGCCACAAGAUGUAAUUUUGAAGCUCUAGGUUGAUAAUUAUUUAGCUUCCAGUUGAUGUAGACAUGUGGGAUGCUUCUGGCUCACCACUUACUGACUGACAGAGUUGGCUAAGUCACAGCUCUUUAGGGAGUCACGAGGAUGUGCUGGGUUGCCAGAAGAAUGGCAGCCGAGUCUCUGGAAGAGGUGUAUGAAAAUGCAUUGUUUGUAUCAUAAUAAUAGUAUACAAGGCUGUAAUCCUAAGGUAGUAUCCAGCUUCAUCCUAGGAAAGAGAGGAGCUUCUGUGAAGUUUCCCAGAUUGCCUGAACCAUGAUAUUCCGGGUACUUAUGUUGGCGCUCAGACAUGCCUUGGAUAUUGAGUGGACUGAUCAACACUAACCAUUCCUAGGACAUUCCAUGCAUAGAGGGAGAAGGAGAGGCUGCUGGCCUUCCUUACACCACUGGCCUCUUCACUCUUCUUUACUCAUCAAAGCUUAUUUUAUUGUUGAAAUUGUAAUCUGCUCUAGCUUUUGAAAUAGUGAAGUAUUUCUAUUAUAUUAUUAUUAUUAUUAUUGUUAUUAUUAUUAUUAUUAUUAUUAUUAUUAUUAUUAUUAUUAUUAUUAUUAUUAUUAUUAUUAUUAUUAUUAUUAUUAUUAUUAUAUUAAUUGUUAUUAAUAUUUUUUUGUCAAAAGCCUCAGUGACUACUUAUGAUGAUUUCUCUCUCUCUCUCUCUCUCUCUCUCUCUCUCUCUCUCUCUCUCUCUCUCUCUCUCUCUCUCUCUCUCUCUCUCUCUCUCUCUCUCUCUCUCUCUCUCUCUCUCUCUCUCUCUCUCUCUCUCUCUCUCUCUCUCUCUCUCUCUCUCUCUCUCUCUCUCUCUCUCUCUCUCUCUCUCUCUCUCUCUCCAUGAUUUGAUAUAUGCUUAAGCUUAAUCUUAUGAGGCAUUCUCAUUUAUUAUUUAUGAAUGCUACUGGUACAUCACAAGUUGUUAUCUUUAAACAUCAUUCCUUUUCUUCUUAACAUUCAAUGAAGGCUGUGUUCAUUUGCAUAUAAAAACUGAAUGCAAGGAAGUUCUGUGUAACAUUUGUAUAUUCUUACAGUCCUAGGAAAUAACAACUUACGUUUUCCUCUUCUCAUUUUUUUUUAUGACUGUGUGUGCUGGACAGAGUAAGGCUAUUUAUUGGCGGUGGCUUUCAGGGUCCAUUGCUUCUUGUCAUUGGCUGCCAAAAAUUAGUGGAUGCAGUCUGCCUUAACCUUCCCUGAACCUUCACUUUGUAGGCGGCCUGUAACCAAUAGUUGAUCAAACUGUAAAGUAGAUACUUACUUCAUGUCCAGUUGUGAGUGGCCAUUUUGCCUCCGCUACUAAAGUUGCCUGUGAGGUUUCGUUACUAAUUCAGGGCUAGUAGUGUAAAUGCUGUUAAUUCAUCCCAAUUGAAUGUUAUCCUACCCUGGCACUUGUCUGUUUAACAUGUAUAUUUAUUUUGAAUAUUGAGGUAUUUUAUUGUUAAUAUUUAUAGUUAUUUAGAUGAUUCAUUUUAUAUAUAGGUAAGCAUAAGAGGGAUCUGGACUUGGAUAGGUAAGUGACCUCUCCUCAUAUACCAUGCCCUCCAGGGGAGCUUGGUGAGGUCACUUCUUGUAUAUAUGUACACCUAGCACUGUAUAAUCAAAAUGGUGCUUGCAGUCCCUUCAUGCACUAGGAGCUGUGGUAAUAAAAGUGCCCGUGUGGUACUGCCAUGUGCAUCUCGGCAAGGCUCCUCUCUGGCCCAGCAGCCACCAGACCACCUCAAGUCAACCUUUGAUGCCGUGACUGACUGAUUAUUCACAUUAAUUUUUUCAUAUACAAGUAUAACUAAAGGAAUUAUAAUUUUUUUCAUUCCUUGAGGUUUCAUUUUCAUUAAAUUUGCUAUUUCUAGGCUUAUUCAUCUUGGAAAUGUAUUUAACCCACAUAGGAUACGCAUAAUAAAAGAUAGUGAACAUAAGUGGACAUUGCCUCUGCUUGAUAAGCAUUGCUGCUGCCCUCACACAAAGUUCCUUGAACUGUGAGAUUCCUUUUAGGACCAAAGUAGAAAAUCCUCCAGCAAGAUGGUGGAUGCUGGACCAGGCAAGUGCCAUGCUCCUCAGGGCACUAAACUUCAGGGUGAGGUUAGUGUCCUCGGUGGCAACUUUUUGUUUAUCUCAAAAGACUCGGUAGUCAAUUUGUUGAGUGCUGUCAUGAGUUCAUUGAACCAUAGUGUACAGCAGAAAGAUUUUUUUCCACUGAUCUGUUGUUGGGUUAACUAUACUCUCCUAAACAGAGUUUGAAUAUCAAAUGCAGCAUUAACACUCAGGUAAGGUACACUUCAAAGACACCUUUCAAGCAUAUCCCAGGUAAUGUGAGAAAGCUGCUAUAGAUAACUUUGUAACUUUGUACAACCACAAACAUAGUGGCAUAAUAACAUCUCAUGUGUAGCUAAAUAUAUUUUUCUUUAAACCUCAGUUAUGGUACUUGGAGUGGAACACUGUAAGGUAAAACAGCUGUUAGAAAGAUUGGAUUUGCUCAUAGAAUAACUGUUGGUGAGCUUGAGAAUGAAGUAAUCAUUUCUCUGGAAAUGGUCUCAGAGUCAAGGUGUCAGUACAGUAUUUUGAUAAGAGUAAUAAAUCUAGUUUGAAGUACACUGUAAAAUGUUUCCUAAGUAAAAGUUAUUUACUAAUAAAAAUAUUCUUCCUAAA
This is a messenger RNA of Portunus trituberculatus (swimming crab), 6467 nucleotides long. It is a transcript of the gene aPKC, whose product is annotated as atypical protein kinase C-like. Lineage: Eukaryota; Metazoa; Arthropoda; Malacostraca; Decapoda; Portunidae. Gene Ontology annotation, biological process: protein phosphorylation; establishment or maintenance of cell polarity. The transcript is spliced from 14 exons. The record is from RefSeq and is a predicted model, not a curated record. Bases 279 to 2093 code for a protein of 604 amino acids. Gene Ontology annotation, molecular function: protein serine/threonine kinase activity; ATP binding; protein binding.